AAAUUAAUUAAGGCCUAUGCUAAAUUAAGCAACAAUUACUUAGCUUUAAUUAAUAACCUUGUUCUAAUAUUAUUCCCCAUGGCCAUCGCUUCUACCCCCAAGCUUCUUCUCACUGACAUUGUAUCCAAUGUCAACUACGUUCCUUCAAGCUACAUCAGGCCCGUCUCCGACCGGCCCGAUCUUUUCGGCGUGGAGGAUUCCCGUCCGCCGUCGAUUCCUGUGAUUGAUCUUGAUGAGAUUUCUGGACCCAACCGAUCAAAAGUGGUUAAAGAAAUUGGUUUUGCUUGUAAAAGCAACGGAUUCUUUCAGAUAAAGAAUCAUGGGGUACCUGAGAAAUUGAUCAGCGAGAUCCUACGAGUUGCCAAGGAGUUCUUCAACCUGCCAGAGUCUGAAAGAAUGAAGAACUACUCAAACAAUCCACUGAAAACAACCAGGCUUUCAACAAGCUUCAACGUAUCCGCUGAGAAAAUCAGCAAUUGGAGAGAUUUUUUGAGACUUCAUUGCUACCCUCUUGAAGAUUUUGUGCAUGAAUGGCCCUCUAAUCCCUCUGAUUUCAGGGAGGUAGUUGGUGAAUACUGCAAGAAAGUGAGAGAGCUGACUCUAAUACUAUUGGAGGCAAUUUCAGAAAGCUUAGGUCUUGAAAAGGACUACAUUGAAAAAGCACUUGGAAAACAAGCACAGCAUAUGGCGAUGAACUACUACCCACGGUGUCCUCAGCCAGAGUUGACUUUCGGCUUGCCGGGUCAUAAAGAUCCGAACGCCAUCACCAUCCUUCUUCAAGAUGAAGUCGCCGGCUUGCAAGUCCUCAGAAACGGCAAGUGGGUGGCGGUCAAACCAAUACCCAAUGCAUUUGUCAUCAAUAUCGGGGAUCAAAUUCAGGUACUUAGCAAUGAUCGUUACAAGAGCGUGCUUCAUCGAGCAGUGGUUAAUAGCCACAAGGAGAGGAUCUCUGUUCCAACUUUCUACUGUCCAUCUCCAGAAGCGGUGAUCAAACCGCCGGAGGCAUUGACCGACGGAGAAAAUCCUGCGGUGUACAAGAGCUUCACGUAUGCGGAGUAUUAUUCUAAGUUUUGGAGUAGAGGGCUUCAGUCUCCAAGCUGCCUUGAUUUAUUUAGGAAUAUCUAGGCAUUGAUUUAGGUCCACGGGACUUCGAUAUAUUAAGACUACGUUAUAUAUGUCAGGAUUAGGAUGCGUGCGUGUAUGGGGGGUUGAUAUUAUGUAUUGUUUUUAUUUGAUUUAAAAUUGAUGAUGGAAUAUAUUUGUUAGUUUUCGUGGGAA
This is a messenger RNA of Asparagus officinalis (garden asparagus), 1278 nucleotides long. Its product is annotated as protein DMR6-LIKE OXYGENASE 2-like. The transcript has 4 exons. Lineage: Eukaryota; Viridiplantae; Streptophyta; Magnoliopsida; Asparagales; Asparagaceae. The record is from RefSeq and is a predicted model, not a curated record. Bases 79 to 1125 code for a protein of 348 amino acids.